Molecule: messenger RNA, 3756 nt
Organism: Phodopus roborovskii (desert hamster)
Lineage: Eukaryota; Metazoa; Chordata; Mammalia; Rodentia; Cricetidae
Gene: Grem2
Product: gremlin 2, DAN family BMP antagonist
Exons: 2
Coding region: 334-840 (168 amino acids)
Biological process (GO): animal organ morphogenesis
Molecular function (GO): BMP binding; receptor ligand activity
Source: RefSeq, a predicted model, not a curated record
UGGUGUGAUUUGUUUGGUGUUCCGAGCCAAUAGAAAUCCCAGCCUGUGAUAAUAUCCCCACGCAGCGCAGCGCCAGAGGAUUCAGUGCUGUCUCCAGCUCCUUCCACAUCUGCAGGCGCGGCCGGACGCGCUCCGCCCUCUGCGCGCUCCGCUCGCUAGGCUUGGCUUGCUCCCCACACCCGCGCUGCUUCCCCGGCCUCCUGCGGAACCAGGCUGAGGCUGCCCGGGUGAUCCUGUGCACACCCCGCUGUGAUCGUGUCAUUCACACAGAGGAGAGCAGCAAGGAGACACACGAGGUACCCCAGGAGGAGGCUUCCAUCCCGUCAUUGCAGGAUGUUCUGGAAGCUCUCGCUGACCUUGCUCUUAGUGGCUGUGCUGGUAAAGGUAGCUGAAGCUCGGAAGAACCGGCCUGCGGGCGCCAUCCCGUCACCAUACAAGGAUGGCAGCAGCAACAACUCAGAGAGAUGGCAUCACCAGAUCAAAGAGGUGCUGGCCUCCAGCCAGGAGGCCCUCGUGGUCACCGAGCGCAAGUACCUCAAGAGUGACUGGUGCAAGACACAGCCACUGAGGCAGACCGUGAGCGAGGAGGGGUGCCGCAGUCGCACUAUCCUCAACCGCUUCUGCUACGGCCAGUGCAAUUCCUUUUACAUCCCGCGGCACGUGAAGAAGGAGGAGGACUCCUUCCAGUCCUGCGCCUUCUGCAAACCCCAACGUGUCACCUCAGUCAUCGUGGAGCUCGAAUGCCCUGGGCUCGACCCCCCUUUCCGAAUCAAGAAAAUCCAGAAGGUGAAGCACUGCCGGUGCAUGUCUGUGAACCUGAGUGACUCUGACAAGCAGUGAAGUCACCAGAGCAAGACACAGCUCAACCCUGAGCGCCCUUGCCCCUGGGUCGCACCACCUCCACUUCUGUCGAGCCUACUACUCACACUCUGCUCGGUGUCCCUGUCAGCAGCAAAUGCAUCUCUUAGGGCUACCAGUGUCCUUGUCACAAAUGUGGACCGCAAGUCAUCAUGUCCCAGAUCCACCCUGGGCCACACUCGUGUCUCCAAAUCCAGGCUGUGGAUCAGGCACAGAAGUUGUUGGAAAACACUCUCAGAAACCAGACAGGACUUUUCAGGCGAUGCGCUGUCAAAAAAGGCAUUGACAUUUCCACCAUGUGGAAAAGCCAGUGUUUCUCUGGCCACAUCCUACACUCCAGCUCAACCCUCCUCUGGUGAAGAAUGCACCACUCUUCUUUCACAAACUUCUGUUAGCCACCAGACCUCUGUGGUGUGGGCAUUCAUUCUUCUGAUCCGGGAGCUGCAGGGCUCAGUGGCCUCUGUGAUGUCGACUGGGGCAGAGUCCAUAACGGAGUUGCUCACCCUCAAGGGGUCUCCAAAGCAAACCUGAUUCCUACGAGGACAAGGAGAGUAGAGUGGAUCAGGAAAUGACUUCCCUAGGAACCGUGCUAAGCAGGCCAGACCCUCCACACCUCUAGACACCACCACCCCUUUUCUUGCUCCUCGUAGCCCCCAACUGUGGACUCAAGAUGGACUCUGGUGCACAUGCUAUUCCUUCUGCCAUCAGUCUGUUACCAUACAAAGGGUUUCUGUAUUAAUGUCACUUUUAUAAUGGAUCUAUUGUGUAAAAAUCUGUUAAAAAGUAUUAUCAACCUAUUCAUGUAUCCACUCACAUGUUGGGACUCUGAUUUUGCAGCACCAUCUGAAUAAGGAGUAGAACAGGGAAUGAUCUGUAGAAAAGGUAUUUUACCAGGAAAUACUGCCAGGCUAGCAAUUCAGCGCCACACACCUGUUAUCAGGUUGAGAGUGGAGGAGGAACAACACCUCAUGAUUUUACUUUGAAUAUGACAUCACCGGAGACACAAAAACAUUGCAGCAUAGUGUAAAAAUUGGAUUGGGACAGAGCAUCUACAGAGGAAUCGCUGGGAAGUUGUAAUGCUUGAUGCACACAUGUGAAAUGAGACCUUGUACUGUCUUCACUGCCAUAACACUAAGCAAAAAGUAUUUUCUAUUAAAAGUCAUUUAAAAAAAUAUAUGGAAUUGAGACACUUUGUGGCACAGGCAGAAAUAUAAAUUAACCAUAGAGGGUAGUAAUGUAGGUGAACUUUCACUCAGAAAAUAGCAUUCUUUGCAAAGAAUAGACUUCUAAAAAUACUAGAAAACUUAAGUCACCCUUUGUGAUGAGUGUGGAAGUCUCUAUAGUGUGGUCUUUUGAUAGGAGGAUAUGAAAGAAUCUUUUUUCCUUCAAAAUUACACUCAAGUUCAACCUCCUUGUACAAGUGUCCCUGUGAAGGACAUGUAUGGAAUCUAACAAAUGUGAAUGAGAAGCCAUUGGUGGGGAGCAGAAUGCAUUAAUAUCCUUUGGUUGGUAAUUUCCUAGUGCAUGCUCAUACCCAAGAGUGGGUUUCCUCGUGUGCGAGAGACUGUCAAACUCAGACUUCUAGAUGCUCAGUAGUGGUACUGGCUCUCUAGCUUGUCACCUGGAGAAGAGGACUGGGGUGAGCUGGGGUGGGAUGUAUCAGUGACUCUCUUGCCUGUGUUGUCAUGCAAGUUUUCUAGUUUACUUACAUCUGCAACACAGCAAACCCCAAGCAUAGAUGUUGUGGUUUUGAAGGGGGUAUUAGCUUCAGAAAUGAGAGUGCACAGCCUGGAAUCUGGAGAGAGAAGCAAGAAGAAUGGAGAAAUUGCCGAGGGCUGGGACCCCUAGGAUGAAGACAAAAAGUGAAGUGGGUGCUGAAGGUCAGAGCUACAAUUUUCACGUUUAGUAGACAAACCUCAAGCUAGAGCCAUAGCAGAGCAUGCAGCAGACAAGCUGUGAAAGACAUCUAAGUUUCCUUAAUGGAGGAUGAUUAGUACAACCAGAGAGGAGGAGAGUCUCACACCCAGCUGCAAAGCCCACCCAUAUCACAUUCGUAGCAGGACCCACACGAGUAGAGGAAGAGUUUAGCUAGCAACCCACAAAGUACACAUGUUGACACUUUUUUUGAACCCAGUCAUGGGUGUUCCCAUGAAAGCAAUAUGAUAUGCUGUGGUCUGAGGCUACUUCUUGGGUUAUUGUAUGUAUAAUGUUUACCUUCGAGUGGCUCAAAUUGUAUUUAAAUUUUGUCUUGUUUAUAAAUGAAGAAAAGCUAUAAGUAUAAUGUAAUUAUUUUAUAGGUAUACUAUUAAGUUAUAGUACAAAUAAAGAUACUCUAGGAUUAUAUAUGAUCCGGGUGUCAUGUGGCCAUAAAAGCCGAAUUCUGCAUUUGUGUUCUUGGGUCACCAGGGUUCUUGAUGAACUCAGAGUGCAUUAUCCAGCCUUUGGGAGUGGUCCAUGUCACAAACUGUCCUUGGGGACUUGGGAUCUUCUAGGAGAACCAGAAACAAGCAUUGAAAAACAAGUAUUGGUGGGGAAGACUUGCAGUCCAAGUCUAUAGGUGCUUCUAGCCUUUCCCAAAUCAGCCACCAGCUGAAUAAAGAAUGUAAUCACAGUGUUCCUGGAAUAUGAAAUAUUGAAUGCGGAAACUUUGAGACACUUAUGCUACAGAAGUCCACCGAAAGUCUCAUUGUCUCUCUUGUAGCCAGUGCACCACACUCGUGUCUUACAUAAUCCAGAAACUGUACUGAGUUUUGCUUCCUUUUACAUUGACUUUCCACGGAUUUCAACAUUUCUUAAUUUAAACACGACUCAGUUCACAGUGUUGUCAUUUUCCUGCAAGUUGAAUUAUCUGCCAUUUAAGAAAUGCAAUGAUCAAUAAAACAUAAAAAUCUUAAUAAA